AUGGCUGUAUCAUCUACAUCAACAUCAUCGCAGGCAGUUGAUGAUGCACCUGAUGGUGAUGAUGAUGAUCAUAAACAUCUUGACGCAUCAUAUUUAGUAAAUGAUCCAAGUGAUUCUGAAGAGGAAACCUUUGAUAAUAAUCUUCAUUCACAACAACAAACAUGUCAAAGGCGAGAUGUAAAAUGUGGUGCAGUUGUGCAUUUAAGUUUAGAUACACGUACAUUCAUCGAUACUAAUAAUGUUAAUCAUCAACAUCCACCCGAUAGAUUUGGCAUGAAACAAAAACUUUUGAACCAAAAAAUUGAUGAUAGACUUGGUGCUGAACCAACUGCAGUUAUGAAGGUGAUUGAACUUGUAUAUGCCGAGGCGAAUUUGACGGAUGAGGAGCAAUUAAAUAUACGUCUGCCUCGAACAGCAGCUAGUACUUUUUAUAAGAAAAGAUCACGUCGUUAUCCUGCACAUCCAAAAACACAGGAUUUUAAUAUUCCACAUUUUUCCAGCACAAAUAAUCGUGGUGAAAAUUUUGUGAUUUACGAUGGAAAUAAAGAACGAUUGAAUGGACGGUUAUUGAUAUUUAGUACACCAAAAUUAUUAUCAGCGUUAUUUGAUUCUGACAUUAUUCUAUGUGAUGGUACGUUUAAAACUCGGCCAUUACUAUUUCAACAAGUUUAUGUUUUAAUGGGCCGAUAUCAUGAUGAAACAAUUCCUCUGGUGUGGUGCUUAACUUCGUCUAAAACUCAAUCGGUAUAUCAUACUAUUUGGAAAAAAUUGCAAAAGGUUGCUAAGCACAUGCAAAUGGAAUGGAAAAUGGCAGAAUGUUUAAUGGAUUUUGAACGUGCCAUGAUCAAUUCUUGUCUUGAAGCGUUUCCAAAUGUUCAUGUUAAAUGUUGUUGGUACCAUUUUGUUCAAGCUUUAUGGCGAAAAAUUCAGAAACUUGGUCUUACUACUUCAUAUGAAACAGAUCCAUUGGUUAAUACAUGGUUCAAACAAUAUAUGGCUUUACCAUUGAUUUUAAGAAGAUUAAUAGAUGAUGGUUUACAAUUAUUGAAAGAUACAAUUCCUUCAAAUGAUUAUAAAUAUCGUAAAUUCCUGAAGUAUUUCGAAAAAGAAUAUAUUAAACGUCCAUCUAUUGAUUUAUGGCACCAUGGCAAUAAUGACAUGAAAACAAAUAACUCUUUAGAAGGAUAUAAUUUUCGAUUGUUAAUGCGAUUUGGAUUACAUCCGUCAAUUUGGGAAUUUUUGCAUUUUUUGAAGGACGAAGAAGCCCUAGUUUCACAUCUAAUUACACAUUUAGUUGGAGGAAGUGGAAUUACAUCAAGUACAUUAGUUUAUUCAAUUAUGCAAUUUAUUUCAAAAUCUAUUGGUUUAAAAGAAUAUUUAAAAUCUGCAUCAUUAAUGGUUGGUAAAAUUGUCGGACAAAGUACGAAUGAAAAGACUUAUGAUCAAGCAACUGCAAAUGAAUAUUUACUCGAAGAUGAAGAUGAAAAUGAUUAG
Messenger RNA from Rotaria sp. Silwood2, 1494 nucleotides. Lineage: Eukaryota; Metazoa; Rotifera; Eurotatoria; Philodinida; Philodinidae. The record is from the annotation of a GenBank genome assembly.